AUGCGCGUGCGUGGGGCACCCGCCAUCGCCGUGAGCGCCGCCAUCGCCAUCGCCGUCGCCGCUGAGCGGGAGCUGCAGCAGCGACCAGACGCCUGGCAGUCUGCGGAGGACGCGCGGCAGUUUCUGCUGGCGAGCUGCGACACCGUUAUGACGGCGCGCCCGACCGCCGUGAAUCUCUCCAAGACACUCACGCAGAUGAAGUGCGACAUUGCAGCGGUCGAGGCCCACACACCAGGGGCGAUGGUGGAGGCCUGCGUCCGGCUGGCGGAGAAGAUCUACGCCGACGACGUCGCCUACAACGAGGGUAUCAUGCGCCACGGGGCGGCGCACAUUCUGAAGCUCGCGCAGAAGCCGAAGGUGCGUGUGCUGACGAUUUGCAACACUGGCGCCCUCGCGACGUCGCGCUACGGCACGGCGCUCGGCGUUGUGAGGCAGCUUUUCUACGACGGCCGCCUCGAGCAGCUGUACGCGUGCGAGACGCGGCCGUGGAAUCAGGGCGCGCGGCUCACUGUCUACGAGUGCGUGCAGGAGCAGAUCCCGUGCACGCUGCUCUGCGACAGCGCCGCCGCCGCACUGAUGCGGUCGUGCUGCAUCGACGCCGUGAUUGUUGGCGCCGACCGCGUCUGCCUGAACGGCGACACGGCGAACAAGAUUGGCACGUACAGCCUCGCCGUUGCGGCCGCGCAGCACCGUGUCCCCUUCUUUGUUGCAGCCCCGUCGACAACGCUCGACCCAAACACACCCGACGGCGACAGCGUCACGAUUGAGGAGCGCGAAACGGUGGAGAUUACACACAACAUGGUUACGCGGCAGCGCGUGGUGGCGAACGGGCCGCAGCUGCGCAUUUGGAACCCCGUCUUUGACAUCACACCGGCGGCGCUCAUCACGGGCGGUAUCAUAACAGAGCGCGGUGUUGUGCAACCAGCAGAAGCAGCGCCGUUCUUCGACAUUGCCUGCAUCGUGGCGUAG
Molecule: messenger RNA, 969 nt
Organism: Trypanosoma grayi
Lineage: Eukaryota; Euglenozoa; Kinetoplastea; Trypanosomatida; Trypanosomatidae
Product: translation initiation factor 2 subunit
Exons: 1
Coding region: 1-969 (322 amino acids)
Molecular function (GO): S-methyl-5-thioribose-1-phosphate isomerase activity
Source: RefSeq, a predicted model, not a curated record